ACGCUAUUUUUUUCGUCCCAACACCCACAACAGACACGAGAAAAAAAUGAGCACACCAAAAUUCACCCUGCCCCCCAUCCACGACACGCCCGACUCGCCCUGGGGCCCACCCCCGCUCUCCUCGCUCCCCUCCUCGCUAACGGACGUCCCCUACGCGCCCUACUCCAAGUCUGAUAAACUGGGACGAUUCGCGGACUGGAACGCCUUGCCGGUUCAGUCGCAGGCGCAGGCGCAGACGCAGACGAAGCGCGCUGGUGGAGGGGGAGGGGGGACGCAGGCGUAUGGGAGCGGGACGGCUAGUGCGUUUGCGUAUUUCCAUGCGGAGGACGAGGCGAGUUUUUCGUUGGUGGAUAAUACGGCGGGGAAGAGUGCGGUUGUUGGGAGGGGACGUGGGGGCGCUAGGGGGGGUGGUGGACGUGGGGGUAGGGGUGGGUCGGGUAGGGGUGGUGGAGCGGGAGGGACUCAGCAAGGCGGGAGAGGCGGGGCGCAAGGUGGGAGAGGGGGCGGGAGGAGGAAUUGGAGGGAUUGGGAGAAGAGUAAUCGGGCGAGAGAGAGUAGUGUUGUGAUUAGCCCGAGUUGGGAUUUGAAAGAGGAGAUUGAGUUUCAUAGGCUUGCGAAGCUUAGGUUGGACGUUGAUGAGCCUGAGGAUAUCGACUCGUACGGCCGAUUAUACGAAUACGACAAAUCCUACGAUAGGAUAACCACCAAGAGCGAGAGGCCCUUGCAGAUCCUCGACAGGCUCAAAUACAACCCAACCACAUCAGACGACCCCGUCAUCCAAUCCCUGCACGCCAAACAACCCCCCGGCACCGUACGGAUCUACACAACCGACACGAUCCUCUCCGUGCUCAUGUGCGCCACGCGCUCCGUCUACCCCUGGGACAUCGUCAUCCUCCGCACCAAAAACGCGCUAUUCCUCGAUAAACGCGACGGGGGCCCCUUUGACACUGUCACCGUCAACGAGAACGCUACGGACCCCCCCUCGGCAGAAGGCCCGAGUAUCAACACCCCGUUGAAUUUGAGUCUGGAGGCGACGUUUAUUAACCAGAAUUUUGGAUUCCAGAGUGUGGAUGAGAGAAGGCACGUGGAUUUGGGUCAUCCGAAUCCGUUCCAUCCGCCCGAGGAGAGGGAGCCUCUGGCGUCGUGUGGGUAUAGGUAUAGGGAGUUUGAUUUGGGGAUUAGCGAGGAUGAGGAUGUGAAGAUUGUUGUGCGGACCGAGGUGGAUGCUGUUCUUCCUGGGACGGGCGGGACGGGGUACGCGACGAUCCGCGCGUUGAACGAGUACGAGCCCAAAGCGUGCGGAGCCCCCGAUUGGCGCACGAAGCUGGACAGCCAACGCGGAGCGGUCGUAGCCACCGAGAUGAAAAACAACUCUGCCAAGCUCGCGCGAUGGGCUGUCCAAGCCCUCCUCGCGGGGUCCGACACGCUCAAAGUGGGGUACGUGAGCCGGGUGAGUGCGCGGGACAAUACGCGGCAUGUGGUGUUGAGCACGGCGAGUAUGAGGCCGGGGGAGUUUGCGGGCCAGUUGAAUGUGGGGGUGAGUAAUGGGUGGGGGGUGGUGAGGUGUGUGGCGGAUGUGUGUUUGGGCUUGGGGGAGGGCAAGUUUGUGUUGGUGAGGGAUCCGAAUAAGCCGGUUGUGAGGUUGUAUGCUGUGCCGAUGGGGACGUUUGUGGACGAGGAGGAGGAGGGCGGCGAGGCGGAGGGAGGCGGGGCUGCGGAGGAGGUGUGAGUGACUGGUGGCAUUUGUCUCUUCGUGUUGCCAUGAACAAAAUAAAACGACACGAGCAUUUUUCCCUUGUUGGCGUGUACCUAGUCGCACGCACGCAGUUCCCUUCCCCAGAUCUCGCGAUCUUGUAAAUUCCGGUUUACAUAUGCAUACAUAUGAACCCGUAGUCUGCAUGUUUAUUGCGCAUUUUCGAAUAUUCGAACCGCGUGGAUAACACCCGGCUUAGUGAAUCCCUCACCGAACUCUCCAUCGGAUAUUAAA
Molecule: messenger RNA, 1987 nt
Organism: Desarmillaria tabescens
Lineage: Eukaryota; Fungi; Basidiomycota; Agaricomycetes; Agaricales; Physalacriaceae
Product: eukaryotic translation initiation factor 3 subunit D
Exons: 2
Coding region: 47-1729 (560 amino acids)
Biological process (GO): translational initiation
Cellular component (GO): eukaryotic translation initiation factor 3 complex; cytoplasm
Molecular function (GO): translation initiation factor activity
Source: RefSeq, a predicted model, not a curated record